CCAUUUCUAGUGCUGAUGACAGCGAGCCCACAGUGGCAAUCAUGAGGUGGAGAUCUGCGUUGUGGACUUUCCUUGUGCUAUCUGUCGCCACUUUCUCUGAGGUCCAAACCAUACUGGUUUCCAACCAUGUCAGCAGCAUCUGCAGCACAUGGGGCAGAGAUCACUUCAAGACCUUCGAUGGUGAUGUGUACCAGUUUCCCGGCAUGUGUGAAUACAACCUGAUCUCCAACUGCCACGACUCCUAUCAGCUCUUCUCAGUGCACAUAAAGAAAGCAGAAAAGGACGGAAACCCGACCAUCAGCUACUUGGCAAUCACCAUCAAUGAACUUUUGUUUCACAUCAGCAAGAGCUGGGUCACUGUCAACUAUGAGAAAGUCCCUCUACCUUAUUACAAGGCAGGAGUGCAAGUGAAAAAUAAUGCUGCUUACAUCAAGUUUCAGAGCAAAGUUGGGUUCACUGUCAUGUGGAAUGGAGAAGAUGCUGUGAUGGUGGAAAUUGAUGCUGACUUUGCAAACCGAACUUGUGGACUUUGUGGAGACUUCAACGGUGUCCCAGUAUACAAUGAGUUCAUUCUUCAUGAUCGUAAAAUCAGCCCCAUUGAGUUUGGCAACAAAUACAAAGCCCACCACCCAAACGAUGAGUGCGAGGACCCUUAUGAGGAGGAAUUACUGGAGGAUGUGACUGUCUCAGAUUCCUGCAAGGAAUUUCUAACUGUCUGUGAAAACAUGUUUUUGUCAGAGUCCUGGAGCUCAUGCACUAAACUGAUUAACCCUGAAGUUUACAUCCAGGCCUGUGUAAAGGACAUGUGUGGCUGCAAGAACAAUACCAAUGACUUCUGUGCCUGCAGCACGCUGUCUGAGUUUUCUCGACAGUGUUCCCAUGCAGGAGGACAGCCUCCCAACUGGAGGACAACUCAGUUCUGUGCCAAAGAAUGCCCUUACAACAUGGUGUAUGAAGAAAGUGGUUCCCAUUGCAUGGAUACUUGCACACAUCAGGACACAAGUUCACUCUGUGAGGACCACAAAAUGGAUGGCUGCUUCUGUCCUUCUGGGACGGUGUUUGAUGAUAUUUCUGAGAGAGGCUGUAUUCCUCAGUCUGAAUGUCAGUGCAAGCAUGACAAAAUCUACAGCCCUGGAGAGGUUUACCGACAAGAUCAAGAGGAAUGCACAUGCUUUGAGGGAAUGUGGGAUUGCAUCACUCUAGAAACACCGGCUACAUGCGCAGUUGAACAAGGUUCAUAUUUCACUACUUUUGAUGGGAAAACUUACACUUUCCAUGGGGAUUGUUACUACACUCUGGCAAAGGUGGAAAGCAAGGACGGAGCGAGCCCAAACUUUACCCUCCUGGCCCAGCUGGUGCCUUGUGCUCACCAACAGUUUGACACAUGUCUGAAGUCUCUUAAAAUCCUGCUAAACAAUGACAGAAAUAGCGUGCUAUCAUUCACCUCUGAUGGUGUAGUUCAACAGAACAUGCAGACUGUCACUUUGCCGUACCAAUCAGGAGACAUCGACAUUUUCCACGCCUCAUCCUUUCACAUCAUGCUGCAGACCAGAUUUGGGUUGCAGAUUCAGAUCCAGCAUGUCCCUCUCAUGCAAAUCUACAUCAGCCUGGAGCAAAGUUACAGAUCAAAGACACGUGGUUUAUGUGGGAACUUCAACAUGAUCUUGAGUGAUGAAAUGAAGACUCCUCAGGGGAUCGUGGAGGGAACUGCAGUGACCUUCAGCAACUCUUGGAAGGCUAACCUCAUGUGCUCAGACACUGAGGAAAGACUUGAUGAUCCAUGUUCCCUCAGUUUGGAAAAUGAGAUGUAUGCCAAACACUGGUGCGCCUUACUUGUGAGUCCAGACAGUGCUUUUGCCCAGUGCCGAUCGGUGGUGGAUCCCGAGAUGUUUCACAAGCGAUGUAUCUACUCCACCUGUAGUUGUGAGAAGAGCGAGGCGUGUUUGUGUGCCGUCUUCUCUUCUUAUGCUCGAGCUUGUGCAGAAAAGGGAGUUUUCCUGACAAACUGGAGAGAGAAUGUGUGUGAUACAGACACAAAGAGCUGCCCAGCAUCUCAGACCUUCUCUUACACACAUCAGAGAUGCCAGCUGACAUGCAGGUCUUUGAGCUCGGAGCAGCAGAGCUGCACCUCGGACUUCUUACCUGUGGACGGCUGCUCCUGUGCUGAGGGUCUCUACUUGAAUGAAAAUGGCCUUUGUGUUCCAGUGGAAAAAUGUUCCUGCUUCUAUAAUGACAAUUACAUUAAUCCAGGGACAUCCAUCAACAUCAGAGAUGAGCACUGUGUGUGCAAUAAUGGAAUACUUCAUUGUCGUUCUUGGAGAAGCCACGUGUCAUUGUGUCCUUAUCCAAAAGUUUUUUUCAACUGUUCCUCUGCGACCACAGGAGAACUUGGACUAAAGUGUACUAAAGCUUGUUCGAAUCUGGAAAGUGAUGAAUGUGUUUUUACAGAGUGUGAGUCUGGCUGUCGGUGUCCCGAAGGCCUUCUUGAAGACGGCAAAGGGAACUGUGUGAAAGAGGCUGACUGUCCUUGUAAGCAUAACGGACAUAUUUUUGCUCCCGGAGCAGUGAUUCCUAACCUGUGCAAUACCUGCAAUUGUAAAAGUGGAAAAUGGCAGUGCACUGAGAAAAAAUGCCCAGCUUCCUGCAUUAUUUAUGGAAGUGGGCACUACAACACAUUUGAUCAAAGGCCAUAUGGAUUUCAGGGUGAAUGUGGUUACAUCGCUGUCGCGAAUAAAUGUGGCAACAAAACAGCUGAAAACAACUUUGGAGUUAUUACAGAAAAUGUACCCUGUGGCUCUUCGGGAACCACCUGCUCCAAAACUGUCAGAAUUCAACUUGGGCGAACAGAAAUCAAACUAAUGAAGGGUAAAUACGUAGAGGAAGAUCUGGGACAUGGCGUCCUGAUUCAGUACAGAAUAAGGAGGGUCGGCUUGUACCUGGUGGUAGAAUCAAAAAUUGGUCUGGCGGUGAUAUGGGAUCGAAAAACAGCUGUUCGCAUCCUUCUGGAGCCCCAGCACAGCGGUUCAGUGUGUGGCUUGUGUGGAAAUUUUGAUGGAAAUGGACUGAACGACUUCACCACCCAGGGUCAGCUGGUAGUGAGCAACCCUCUAGAGUUUGCAAACAGCUGGAAAGUUCAGAGCACUUGCCCAGAUAAGGAAGAGAUUGUGGAUUCUUGUGUAGCUGCACCGAUGAGACAUCAAUGGGCAAAAAUGAUGUGCAGCAUCGUAACAGGGCAGACAUUCAAAGACUGCCACUCUAAGGUUGAUCCCCACCCUUUCUAUGAUAACUGUGUGAAAGACUCGUGUGCCUGCGACACUGGAGGAGACUGUGAGUGUUUCUGCUCAGCUGUCGCAGCCUACGCUCAGGCUUGCAAUGAGGCUGGAGUUUGUGUUAGCUGGAGAACCCCAGACAUUUGCCCUGUUUUUUGUGAUUACUAUAACAACCCAGAUGAUUGUACAUGGCACUACAGCCCUUGCCACACACCUUGUUACAAGACCUGUUUGAACCCACAAGGAAUUUGUAACAACCCGAUACCUAAUCUGGAGGGUUGUUAUCCAGUAUGCCCAGAAGAUAAACCAAUUUUUGAUGAGAAGAAUCAGACCUGUGUGGAAGAAUGUGCCUAUUGCUUGUACAAUGGGACAAUAUAUGAAGAUAAUGAUGUGAUAUACAAUGUCACUGAUAACAUGGGAAUGUGCUACUAUGCAAUCUGCAUUAAUACAACUGUGAUACACACAAGUGAACCAUGUGCAACAAGCCCAACAACAACUUCUCCAACGAAACCUACAACUUUAGAGACACCAACAACAACAAAAGUUACUACUCCCCCUACACCAACCCCUUCAGCAACUCCAGAGCCAAGCACCAAAACAAAAGCUCCCCCUACGACAACUACGACAUCUGCACCUCCCCCUACGACAACUACAGAGCCAACUACGACAACUGCACCUCCUACUACGACAACUCCAAAGCCUCCCACAACUACAACUCCCACUACGACAACUCCAAAGCCUACUACAACUGCUCCUACAACAACUACAGAGCCAACAACAACCACAACAACUACAACUGCACCUCCCUCUACCACAACAACUUCUGUCAUAACUCCAUGCCUUCCAACAACUUGUGAGUGGUCUGACUGGUAUAAUGUGCAUAACCCAAGCACAGACAAAAAUGACUGGGAAACCUAUGAAAACAUCACAAACAGUGGUCAAACUGUAUGUAAAGAUCCAAUGGAAAUUGAUUGUAGGUCAGCAGUUUUACCAGACAUGGACUUUGAGGAGUAUUUGAAAGAAACUCUGCAGGUCGUAAGUUGUGAUAUAAACUAUGGCUUAAUCUGUAAAAAAGAAGACCAGCCAAAGCGCCCAGGAAAGUGUUUUGACUACAAAUUCAGAUUGUGCUGUCCAGUAUGUGAAACAACAACGAUUCCUACGACAACCACAAAAACUACAACUACAACUCCCCCUACAACAACUACAGAGCUUCCCACAACCACAACUACAACUCCCACUACGACAACUACAGAGCCAACAACCACAACUACAACUCCUCCUACGACAACUACAGAGCCUCCCGCAACUACAACUCCCACUACGACAACUCCAAAGCCUCCUACAACCACAACUACAACUGCCCCUACAACAACUACAGAGCCUCCUACAACCACAACUACAACUCCUCCUACGACAACUACAGAGCCAACAACAACCACAAAAACUACAACGGCACCUCCCACUACGACAACUCCAAAGCCUCCCACAACUACAACUCCCACUACGACAACUACAACCACAAAACCUACAACUGCACCUCCCACUACGACAACUCCAGAGCCUCCCACAACCACAACUCCCACUACGACAACUCCAAAGCCUCCUACAACCACAACUACAACUCCCACUACAACAACUCCAAAGCCUCCCACAACCACAACUACAACUCCCCCUACAACAACUCCAAAGCCUCCUACAACCACAACUACAACUCCUCCUACGACAACUACAGAGCCAACAACAACCACAAAAACUACAACGGCACCUCCCACUACGACAACUCCAAAGCCUCCCACAACUACAACUCCCACUACGACAACUACAACCACAAAACCUACAACUGCACCUCCCACUACGACAACUCCAGAGCCUCCCACAACUACAACUCCCACUACGACAACUCCAAAGCCUCCUACAACCACAACUACAACUCCCCCUACGACAACUACAGAGCCAACAACAACCACAAAAACUACAACUGCACCUCCAACUACGACAACUACAGAGCUUCCGACAACCACAACUACAACUGCCCCUACGACAACUACAGAGCCAACAACCACAACUACAACUCCUCCUACGACAACUACAGAGCCAACAACAACCACAAAAACUACAACUGCACCUCCCACUACGACAACUCCAAAGCCUCCCACAACUACAACUCCCACUACGACAACUCCAAAGCCUACUACAACUGCUCCUACAACAACUACAGAGCCAACAACAACCACAACAACUACAACUGCACCUCCCUCUACCACAACAACUUCUGUCAUAACUCCAUGCCUUCCAACAACUUGUGAGUGGUCUGACUGGUAUAAUGUGCAUAACCCAAGCACAGACAAAAAUGACUGGGAAACCUAUGAAAACAUCACAAACAGUGGUCAAACUGUAUGUAAAGAUCCAAUGGAAAUUGAUUGUAGGUCAGCAGUUUUACCAGACAUGGACUUUGAGGAGUAUUUGAAAGAAACUCUGCAGGUCGUAAGUUGUGAUAUAAACUAUGGCUUAAUCUGUAAAAAAGAAGACCAGCCAAAGCGCCCAGGAAAGUGUUUUGACUACAAAUUCAGAUUAUGCUGUCCAGUAUGUGAAACAACAACGAUGCCUACGACAACCACAAAAACUACAACUACAACUCCCCCUACAACAACUACAGAGCCAACAACCACAACUACAACUCCUCCUACGACAACUACAGAGCCAACAACAACCACAACUACAACUCCUCCUACAACAACUACAGAGCCAACUACAACCACAAAAACUACAACUGCACCUCCCACUACGACAACUCCAAAGCCUCCCACAACCACAACCACAACUACAACUCCGACUACGACAACUCCAAAGCCUCCCACAACCACAACUACAACUCCCACUACGACAACUCCAAAGCCUCCCACAACCACAACUACAACUCCCACUACGACAACUCCAAAGCCUCCCACAACUACAACUCCCACUACGACAACUCCAAAGCCUCCUACAACCACAACUACAACUCCUCCUACGACAACUACAGAGCCAACAACAACCACAACUACAACUCCUCCUACAACAACUACAGAGCCAACUACAACCACAAAAACUACAACUGCACCUCCCACUACGACAACUCCAAAGCCUCCCACAACCACAACCACAACUACAACUCCGACUACGACAACUCCAAAGCCUCCCACAACCACAACUACAACUCCCACUACGACAACUCCAAAGCCUCCCACAACCACAACUGCAACUCCCACUACGACAACUCCAAAGCCUCCCACAACUACAACUGCACCUCCCACUACAACAACUCCAGAGCCUCCUACAACCACAACUACAACUCCUCCUACGACCACUACAGAGCCAACAACAACCACAACUACAACUCCUCCUACGACAACUACAGAGCCAACUACAAUCACAAAAACUACAACUGCACCUCCCACUACGACAACUCCAAAGCCUCCCACAACUACAACUCCCACUACGACAACUACAGAGCCAACUACAACCACAAAACCUACAACUGCACCUCCCACUACGACAACUCCAGAGCCUCCCACAACCACAACUACAACUCCCACUACGACAACUACAGAGCCAACAACAACCACAAAAACUACAACUGCACCUCCCACUACGACAACUCCAAAGCCUCCCACAACCACAACUACAACUCCCACUACGACAACUACAGAGCCAACUACAACCACAAAAACUACAACUGCACCUCCCACUACGACAACUCCAGAGCCUCCUACAACCACAACUACAACUCCCACUACGACAACUACAGAGCCAACUACAACCACAAAAACUACAACUGCAGCUCCCACUACGACAACUCCAAAGCCUCCCACAACCACAACUACAACUCCCACUACGACAACUCCAAAGCCUCCCACAACUACAACUCCCACUACCACAACUACAGAGCCAACUACAACCACAAAAACUACAACUGCACCUCCCACUACGACAACUCCAAAGCCUCCCACAACCACAACUACAACUCCCACUACGACAACUCCAAAGCCUCCCACAACCACAACUACAACUCCCACUACGACAACUACAGAGACAACUACAACCACAAAAACUACAACUGCACCUCCUACUACGACAACUCCAAAGCCUCCCACAACCACAACUAUUACUCCCCAUACGGCACCUCCAGAGCCUCCUACAACCACAACUACAACUCUCCCUACGACAACUCCAGAGACAACUACAACAAAAACAACUACACCUACAAUUAGCACUACCUCAGUAUCAAUUGUUACUGGCCCGACAAUUUCAACAGUAACAUUUGUAGCUACACCCCAAGUUGGGAAUACAACCCAAACAUCUGAAGCAACACCUUCAACACCAACUUCAUCAAGUUCCACGACAGAGUGCUCCUGUGUUUUUAAUGGCACAGUUUAUCAGCCCGGGGAUGUAAUAUUUUUAAUGUACCCCAUUGGAUCAGGCAUUUGUCUCACAAUGAUUUGUUCUGAUGUUUGUGAAAUUCAUAACAACACUGAAAUGUGUGGGAGUACCUCAACCUUGUCACCCACUCCCACUCCCACACCCCCCACUCCUACGUGUGAUGAUUGGGAUGUUGUUCAAAAUGAGACCUUCUUCUUGUGCAACUGCACUAUGGCCAGAUGCAUUGAGAACAACACAAUUGAAAUAAUUCCAUAUGAGUGUCCACCCCUCCAGAACAUAACUUGUGCCAAUGAAAAGAAACCAGUUCUUGCGUAUGAUGAGUACCACUGCUGCCAACAAUAUGUUUGUGACUGUGUAUGCGAAGGCUGGGGAGAUCCUCAUUACAUCACAUUUGAUGGGUUAUACUACAGUUAUCAAGGAAAUUGUACUUACGUUUUGAUGAAGGAGAUCACAGAAAAAUAUCAUUUGAAGAUCUAUGUUGACAAUGUAUUUUGUGAUCCUACUGAAGACGUUUCUUGUCCAAGAUCAAUAAUUAUAGCAUAUGGAUUUCAAGUUGUCACACUCAUCAAUCAUAACCUUGUCGGAGCUCCACAAUUAGAGGUAAUAAAAAGUGGUGAAAAAUUGAAGCUACCCUACGCACAACAAGGUAUUAAGAUUAUGAGUUCUGGUAUUAACUUGGUUUAUGAGAUCCCUGUGCUAAAUGUGGUAGUUACAUUUGGAAUGACUGGCUUUAGUGUCAACCUGCCAUAUCAGUACUUUGGAAGCAACACAGAGGGUCAUUGUGGGACAUGCACCAACAAUCAAGCCGAUGACUGUAAGUUGCCGACAGGCGAACUGCUGGAAAAUUGUGCAGUGAUGGCAGACUAUUGGCCAGCAAAUGACAUCUAUCAACCUAACUGCCCAACACCACCUGUAGUACCCACUCAAGUUCCUGAACCACCCCUAGAACCAACUCCAUGCAAGCCAGAGUCCAUUUGUGAUCUGCUGAAGAGCAGUGUUUUUGCAGAAUGUCAUCCAUUGGUUUCCCCAGACAAUUUCUACAGAGGUUGUGUUUAUGAUAGUUGCCAUGUUUCGAAUCCUGCAGUAGAGUGCACAAGUUUGCAAACUUAUGCUGCUGCCUGUGCUCAGGCUGGAAUUUGCAUCCACUGGAGAAACCACACCAAAAUAUGUGCUACUGACUGUCCAUCAGACAAAGUUUAUAAACCUUGUGGCCCUGCAGAACAGCCCACCUGUGAAGACAAUGCCGAUGAAUCAACCACUACGUUUAUUACUGAGGGCUGCUUCUGUCCUGAUGGAAUGAAACUCUUCAACAAAGACUCAGGAAUAUGUGUUGAAAAGUGUGGAUGUCUCGAUCCUGAAGGCAUUCCUCGAGAGUUUGAUGAGAGGUUUGAGUACAAAUGCCAGGACUGCAUUUGUGAAGAGUCUACCAAAACUGUGACUUGCAAACCAAAGACUUGCCCAGCACCACCCACUGCUAACUGCACUGAUCCAGGGUUUGUUGUUGUGAACCAAACCAAUCCUGCGGACCCCUGUUGCUAUGCCUACAUUUGUCAAUGCGACAUGAACAGAUGCCCAGGAAACAGCAUGAACUGUCCAGUUGGAUACAAACCAGUCAUCAGUGUUCCAGAGGGAAAAUGCUGUCCAGAACAUACAUGUGAGCCUAAGCGAGUUUGUGUCCACAAGAAUGUUGAAUACCAGCCUGGUUCCUCAGUUCCUGUGACUGCAUGCCAGGACUGUACCUGCACCAAUGAGGUCGACCCAAAAUCCGGUCUGUUUAAAAUAGUGUGUGUGUUUCAACAAUGUAAAGAAACCUGUGAGCCGGGAUAUGAAUAUGUGGAAACUAACGAUUAUGACUGCUGUGGGAAGUGUGUACAGAAACAAUGUGUCCUGAAUUUAGAUGGUACCAUGCAUCUCUUGAAUGAAGGAGAAACCUGGUCACCGCCUGAAAACUUGUGUGAACACUACACCUGUAUGAGGAGUGGGGACACACUAACAGCCCUAAGUUCACACAUCAUUUGCCCAGUUUUCCAAGAGAGUAACUGCCAGCCUGGCACAAUUCAAACAGCUGCAAAUGGGUGCUGUAAAACCUGUGUGGAGAUAAACAAAGCCUGCAAACUGGUGAGCAUGAAAACUCGAGUUUUUCACCAUGGCUGUCAGUCUGAACACGAAGUGGAAAUACCGUACUGUGAGGGAUCUUGCAACACAUUCACUAAGUACUCCGAAGCGGCAGCUGCUAUGGAACAUUCUUGCUCCUGCUGCAAGGAAACGCGCUCCUCCAAUCGCACCGUUGAUUUGCUGUGCUUGAAUGGAGACAAGCUCACCUACACCUACAUUUAUGUGGAGGAGUGCAGCUGCGGCCAGACAGAGUGCACAACUGCAGGGCUGUCUCCUCGCACAAAACGAAGUUCCACGCUGCUCUGAGACAGUCGUCUUUCAUAACUAUACUGAAUGUUAGAAGUGUUUUUUCUUGCACCGCUCUAGCAAUGUUAGAAAGUAAUUUACCACUGAAGUGGAAUAUUUAUCAACUAAUCAAAUAAAAAUAUGCAACUCA
Messenger RNA from Xiphophorus maculatus (southern platyfish), 10239 nucleotides. RefSeq names its product mucin-2-like. Bases 42 to 10109 code for a protein of 3355 amino acids. Gene Ontology annotation, molecular function: protein binding. The record is from RefSeq and is a predicted model, not a curated record. The transcript is spliced from 44 exons. Gene Ontology annotation, cellular component: extracellular matrix. Lineage: Eukaryota; Metazoa; Chordata; Actinopteri; Cyprinodontiformes; Poeciliidae.